This is a messenger RNA of Trypanosoma grayi, 621 nucleotides long. RefSeq lists its product as hypothetical. Gene Ontology annotation, biological process: regulation of signal transduction. Gene Ontology annotation, molecular function: protein phosphatase inhibitor activity. Lineage: Eukaryota; Euglenozoa; Kinetoplastea; Trypanosomatida; Trypanosomatidae. The transcript has a single exon. The record is from RefSeq and is a predicted model, not a curated record. The coding region runs from base 1 to 621 and encodes 206 amino acids.
AUGGCUCAACGGAAGCGUGUUCUUUGGGAUGAGGAAAAUCUCGAGGAGAACGAGGAGUACCGGCGCCUGCACCCGGUGACGAUGCGCAUAACGGAGCCAAAGACACCGUACGCCUACGAGGAAUUCGACGAGGAGGGCAACUUUAUCGACGGCUCGAAGGAGGCGAACGCUGAAACGGGCACCACGUGGGACCCAAAGGUGAAUGCGCUCGUGCGGCAUAUGAAGGAGGAGUUGGCAAGGGAGAGCGAGGGGCCUGUCGCACCGGUCAGCUCAACAGGCCGGCCAAUGCUUUCGGUCGGCGUCACGGACGGUGAGUUGCUGGAGAAACGGCACUCGGAGGAGUUCAAAACAAUGCGCAGGGCUGUGUACGCGGACGAGGGGGCGAAUUUCAAGGCGCUGCUGGCCCACAAAUGCGACGAUGACGUCGAUGACGAAGAUGAAGACGAUGCCGAGAGCGAGGAAGAAGAUGAGGAUGGUGACGACAACGAGGAAGGUGGUGCCGGUGGUGGCGACAACGAGGAAGGAGAUGACGGUGAUGGCGACAACGAGGACAACUAUAACUACGAGAAGUAUAUCGAGGAAUAUGGUGCCGGUUCAGAUGACAGCGACGAUGACGGUUAA